Messenger RNA from Neltuma alba, 1531 nucleotides. RefSeq names its product PI-PLC X domain-containing protein At5g67130. The coding region runs from base 1 to 1254 and encodes 417 amino acids. Lineage: Eukaryota; Viridiplantae; Streptophyta; Magnoliopsida; Fabales; Fabaceae. Gene Ontology annotation, molecular function: phosphoric diester hydrolase activity. The record is from RefSeq and is a predicted model, not a curated record. The transcript is spliced from 9 exons. Gene Ontology annotation, biological process: lipid metabolic process.
AUGGUCGAGUUGAGAGAAAAGAAAGCAAAGAAAGUGACUUGCCAUUUGCAGAGAGCAACUUUCCCUACAGUUCUUAUAGUUCUUCUUUUCCUUCUUCUGGGAUCUUCCAUCGCUCUCAAGGAGGGACAAUCAUGCUUAUUGGCAAUCUCAAACUGCGAUUCUGGUUUGCACUGCGAGACGUGUGUGGCAAAUGGGAAUGUUUGUCCCAGAUGUACACGCAUCCAACCCUUCAGUCCCACUUCAAAGGUGAAAGGUCUGCCCUUUAAUCGAUACUCGUGGCUGACAACGCACAAUGCGUUUGCAAUGUUGGGGCAGAAAUCGCAGACGGGCUCUCCGGUUCUUGCUCCGGUGAACCAGCAGGAUUCAAUCUCUUCUCAGCUUAAUAACGGAGUAAGAGGCUUAAUGCUAGACAUGUAUGACUUCCAAGAUGAUAUUUGGCUAUGUCACUCAUUUGGUGGCAACUGCUAUAACUACACAGCUUUUCAACCUGCCAUUAAUGUUCUAAAAGAGAUUGGAGCAUUCUUGGAAGCUAACCCUUCAGAGAUCGUGACAAUUAUGAUUGAAGACUAUGUAACGUCGCCAAAAGGCCUAACAAAGGUGUUUGAUGCUGCCGGACUGAGAAAAUACUGGUUUCCAGUAUCCAGAAUGCCCAAAAAUGGAGAAGAUUGGCCAACAGUGGAUGAUAUGAUUCAGAAAAACCAACGUUUGGUAGUCUUCACUUCAAAAGCGUCCAAGGAAGCUUCUGAAGGGAUUGCCUACGAAUGGCGCUACCUUGUAGAAAACCAGUAUGGGAGUAAAGGCAUGAAGGCUGGCUCAUGUCCUGAGCGAGGAGAGUCACAACCCUUGAACACAAAAUCAAGAUCCUUAGUGCUAGUGAACUUCUUUCGAGACGUCCCAGAAUUAAUUCAUUCUUGCAAGGACAAUUCUGCUCCUUUGCUUAGCAUGAUCAACACCUGCUACGAAGCCUCGGGCAAACGGUGGCCUAAUUUCAUCGCUGUUGACUUCUAUAAGAGAAGUGAUGGAGGAGGAGCUCCAGAAGCAGUGGAUGUAGCUAACGGUCAUCUAGUAUGUGGAUGCGGAAACAUUUCCUCCUGCAAGGAAAACACAACAUUCGGAGUAUGCGAUUCUCCUAAGAAUGAUGUAACCCCCGGUGGAUCGGUACAUGCUUCGAGCUUUGGGCAUCGAGAUAUGAGACCAAUUCAACUGUGGUGGGUUUUCGCCGCUCUUUCGAUGGCCUUGUUUGUGUCAUUGUGAUCAGAAACAGACAUUAGCAGAAGAGAAAAAGAGAAGUUUGAUGGCCAGGAACCAUUUUUUGAUGUAAUCCUCAAAAGAGGUUGUGAAUAUGAUUUGAAUUCUUCAUAAACACUGUGGAUAGCAUAGGAUAGGAAGGGUUUAGAUUGCUUAGCAUGCGAUUGUUUUCUGGACUUAAUUACCUUAGUAGUUUAAAAUUAUAGGACUUGCAUCAACAGUAGAAAAAAAACAGAUUCAGCAGUUUAAUUAUUUGAAUUAUAUAGGCUUGCAAGCUGCAAAU